Molecule: messenger RNA, 660 nt
Organism: Juglans microcarpa x Juglans regia
Lineage: Eukaryota; Viridiplantae; Streptophyta; Magnoliopsida; Fagales; Juglandaceae
Product: photosystem II 22 kDa protein, chloroplastic-like
Source: RefSeq, a predicted model, not a curated record
AUGGCUCAAACGAUGUUGCUCAUGUCUGGUGUUUCUGGCAGCCGUGUGGUGGAUUUGAAGAGAGACCCUUUACUCAAAUUCCCAAGUUGCACCGCCAAAACCAAAGAUGGCAUCUUUGGCACCUCUGGGGUCAUUGGUUUCACCAAGCAGAAUGAGCUCUUUGUGGGUCGUGUUGCCAUGAUUGGCUUUGCUGCGUCCUUGUUGGGUGAAGCAAUCACUGGCAAAGGAAUUCUAGCACAAUUGAAUCUAGAAACUGGAAUUCCCAUAUAUGAAGCUGAGCCUCUUCUUCUCUUCUUCAUUCUUUUCACCCUGCUCGGAGCAAUAGGUGCUUUGGGUGAUCGUGGUAAAUUCGUCGACGACCCACAAACUGGAGGUGAUUUGCUUCUAGGACAUUUACUUUUACUAAAGAAACAGGGUCCACUAUUUGGAUUCACAAAGGCCAACGAGCUCUUUGUAGGAAGAUUGGCCCAGUUGGGUAUUGCUUUCUCUUUGAUUGGAGAAAUCAUUACCGGGAAAGGAGCUUUAGCACAACUAAACAUCGAGACAGGGAUUCCCAUCAGUGAGAUUAAGCCACUUGUGUUGUUCAAUGUUAUCUUCUUCUUCUUUGCUGCAUUGAAUCCUGGGACUGGUACAUUUGUUACAGAUGAGGAAGAUGAGUAG